UAGUAAUUUAUGGUGAUUUACUUCUCAUACUGAAAUAAAGCCUAUUAAAGUUUAAAAUGUUAUUUUUAGUGAAUAUAUGCAAGUGUUUUUGGUAAGGUAUUUCAAGGUAAAAUGUGGUAUGAGUGAGCAGAAUCCUGUAAGGGAAUUAUGGCCGAACAUGGGAUAACAGAAGGAAGACCAGCCAAAAAUGGUAAAAGCUAUAACUGAUUCAAACUAAGCAAAAGGUGGCAGAGAGAAAUGCAUUGAUUGAGAAAAACAUAGGUCCUCCUUUGUAGGAGACCAUUGAGGAAUAACAGCAAAACCUCCUUUCGUAUUAUGGACUUUUUAGCAUGCAACACGUUUCUCUUUUUCUUUCUGUUGAGAACCCCUGUUUUCUUCCAAUCAGGUACAUUUCCUCCUUGAGAAACAAAACACUUCUCCCCACGACACUUCAAUCCCAUAAUCUAGGAACACAAAUUCCAUUAGUAAUUCAAGAUAGAAACACCAAUAAACAUAGUAGUAACCUGGUUUUGACUUUUCUGUAGGUUAAUUGAUCAUUUCGCAUUCAUCUACAUGCUUCUAACUAACAUGCAUUCACAUUUUUUUACCAUAACUCGUUAAUCAUUCCUACCACUUGUUCUUUUCAGGGGUCCAACCGUUUGUAGGUGGUGUUUCCGGCAACGUGCUCUUCUGGAUACAAACCUUUGGCCGGAAACCAUAAUUAUGUGCUUCAUGUGAAUUCUGAGAUACAGUAACAAUGUCUUCCUCUCCUCACAACAGUUCUCCAGAUAAUGAAAUACCUGAUGAUUCCACCCCAGACAACAGCACCCCGGACAACAGCACCCCUGAUGACGCUGACAACUCAUCUUCAACACCAUCAAAUUCAUCACCGCCACCAUCUCCACCGCCACCUUCAUCGCCACCUCCAUCUCCUCCACAAUCAUCUUCAUCUCCACCUCCGCCAACCCCAUCAGAAAAGUCCUCUCCUUCCCCUCCAACAUCAACCAAUCCAAGCCCGCCAUCACCCAAUACUUCCCCACAGACACCUUCUCCACCCGCUUCAUCACACUCUCCUCCCUCUUUUAAAUCACCCACUCCUCCACACAAAUCAUUGCAACCUCCAACCGCUUCAAAAAAUAGUGGCAGUGGCAGUAGCGGUAGUGGUAAACAUGGAAACAGCGAUAGCAGUGAUCGUGGCAGACACGAUAACAGUAAAGCAAUAGUUGGAGCAGUGCUUGGGGUGGGGAGCGUGCUUCUUGUUUUGGUCAUCGUCUGCGUUAUCUGUUCCAGGAAGAAGAAAAAGAAGAGAAUGUACUAUUACGGAGAGCAAUCAUUCGGGAAAGGGAAUAACAACUAUUACAAUAGUGGGCAACACCAGGGUUAUUACGGAGGUCCACACGGGGACCAUGUUGUGAGGGUGCAAAACGGAAUGGUUCCCGGUGGUGGUGGUGGGGGUGGGGGUGGAGGUGGUGGUGGAGGUGGGUGGGGUGCACCACCUCCUCCUAUGAUGCAUAGCGCUGAUAUGAGCUCCAACUACUCGACGGGACCACCCCCUUUGCCUCCUCCCUCACCAACCCUUGCUCUAGGCCUCAAAGGUGGCACCUUUACUUAUGAGGAACUAUCUGCUGCCACCAAUGGAUUCGCUGAUUCAAAACUGAUAGGACAGGGUGGCUUCGGUUAUGUCCACAUGGGUGUGUUGCCUAACGGAAAGGAAGUGGCAGUUAAGAGUCUAAAAGCAGGAAGUGGACAGGGAGAACGAGAGUUCCAAGCUGAGAUUGACAUCAUCAGUCGUGUCCAUCAUCGCCAUCUUGUGUCACUCGUUGGAUACUCUAUUUCUGGCGGCCAGAGAAUGUUGGUCUAUGAAUUUAUUCCCAAUAAAACCUUGGAAUAUCACCUUCAUGGAAAGGGAAGGCCUACAAUGGAUUGGCCUACCAGAAUGCGAAUUGCGAUAGGAUCAGCCAAAGGACUGGCUUAUCUUCAUGAAGAUUGUCAUCCUCGUAUAAUCCAUCGUGAUAUUAAAGCUGCGAAUGUCCUCAUUGAUGAUAGCUUCGAGGCAAAGGUUGCUGAUUUUGGAUUGGCUAAGUUGACCACCGAUAAUAAUACUCAUGUAUCGACUCGAGUCAUGGGAACUUUCGGGUACCUAGCCCCAGAAUAUGCAUCAAGUGGAAAAUUGACUGAGAAGUCUGACGUUUUCUCAUUUGGGGUCAUGCUAUUGGAGCUCAUAACUGGGAGGCGACCUGUGGAUCACACAAGUGCCAUGGACGACAGCUUAGUAGAUUGGGCUCGACCACUACUGAAUCGUGGAUUGGAAGAGGAUGGCAACUUUGGAGAGUUGGUUGAUCCAUUCUUGGAGGGAAACUACAAUCCUCAAGAAAUGGCUAGGAUGGCAGCUUGUGCUGCUGCUAGCAUUCGGCAUUCUUCCAAGAAACGUGCAAAAAUGAGCCAGAUUGUAAGAAUAUUGGAAGGAGAUGUGUCGCUGGAUGAUUUGAAAGAUGGGAUGAAGACAGGGCAGAGUACUGUUUUCAAUUCUUCAUCUGGGUCAGAUCAGUAUGAUACAAUGCAGUACAAUGCAGACAUGGAAAAGUUUAGAAAGGCAGUGUUUUCUAGCCAGGAAUUUGGCACGAGCAGUGGUGGCUCUAGUAGUGAAGUGAGCCAGAAACAGAGGCUUUAGAUUGCGGAACUGAUGAGAUUACUUACCAAUUGUAGCAGAAACGAAGUGACCAGUUACUGCAUUUUAUUGUUUGAUUGGCAUGCGUGCAUGGGAAGUGAGGUCUCAAUUUGUAGACAACUAAACUGAGCUUGGUGCCUUCAACCGUUUCAGGGUGCGUUUGAUGAGGCCUAAGGUCAAUGUAAUGUUAUGUGGCUUGCAUCUUUUGUUCAAUGUUUUAUGUCCUUUGAUGUAAGAGCACAUGUAUGGAAUGGAGUCUUGAACAUAAAUAUAACCCUUAUCAUUGAUGCAAUGUUUAUUGUAUUUGUUUCACCCAGGUUGUGGUGAUUGUAGGCCUUUCAAGUACUUAAUUCUUUUAUUUUAUUUUUCUUCUGUUUCUUUCAGGAAGGUAGUAGGCCUUAAAAAUAUAUUAUAUUG
This is a messenger RNA of Vigna umbellata (rice bean), 3064 nucleotides long. RefSeq names its product proline-rich receptor-like protein kinase PERK15. Lineage: Eukaryota; Viridiplantae; Streptophyta; Magnoliopsida; Fabales; Fabaceae. The record is from RefSeq and is a predicted model, not a curated record. Gene Ontology annotation, biological process: protein phosphorylation. Gene Ontology annotation, molecular function: ATP binding; protein kinase activity.